AUGAAUAAAAUCGCGAAAGUAAACAAUUAUAUUUGCAACAAUGUUCCUUUUCGAGAUAUGAUUCUUUCAGCUAUGAAGGUGAGGAGAAAGGCGCCUUCCCUAGGCGAAAAAUGGGGACAAAACAGAAUUUUUUUUAUACCAAACUUACAUUGUGAAAAUGGGAAGCACAAAGUGGAAAAUUACACCUUCUCAAUAUUUUUAAAUGACAACAUUUUAAUUGGUAAUAAGGCAGUGGUGAGUGAAGCAGCCUCACCUGUAGGCACCUCCAAACAAACGCUGCUUUUCUGGAAUAGAAGUCCAGGCGCUAGAUACCCGAAAAAGGCCAACAACGGAGCCCGUCCAGACUGUCGUUCGGUGAGAAAAAUUAGGAAGAGAUUAAAAACGGGCAAGUAG
Plasmodium fragile is the source of this 393-nucleotide messenger RNA. RefSeq lists its product as uncharacterized. NCBI's taxonomy places the organism in Eukaryota, Apicomplexa, Aconoidasida, Haemosporida, Plasmodiidae. Bases 1 to 393 code for a protein of 130 amino acids. The transcript has 2 exons. The record is from RefSeq and is a predicted model, not a curated record.